Molecule: messenger RNA, 608 nt
Organism: Paecilomyces variotii
Lineage: Eukaryota; Fungi; Ascomycota; Eurotiomycetes; Eurotiales; Thermoascaceae
Product: putative transcriptional elongation regulator
Exons: 3
Coding region: 156-470 (104 amino acids)
Biological process (GO): ubiquitin-dependent protein catabolic process
Cellular component (GO): elongin complex
Molecular function (GO): protein-macromolecule adaptor activity
Source: RefSeq, a predicted model, not a curated record
CCGAAUCGGAGCUUGAGCACAGACCACUUCGGACAUGGGAGGGGAAAAUAACUUCAGCUUCCGCUAACUACUUCAUCUGCCUAAUAAUAAUUUUCUCCCGGGGCGACUUUUCCAGUCUUUCAAAAACUAUCUUUCAGCAACUUAUUUGCGUCAAUAUGUCUCUAGAGGACUCGACGCCCGCUGAAUAUGUGACUCUGGUCUCCAGCGACGGGUUUGAAUUUGUGCUUCCGCGAAGCACAGCAUGCGUAUCAGGCACGAUCAGACGGAUGCUGGAUCCAGCGAGUAAAUUUUCAGAGGCAAUCACUGGUCGUUGUGUACUAGAGAAUAUCAGUGGAGUUGUUCUCGAAAAGGUCUGCGAGUACUUCUGCUAUAAUGAGAAGAAUAAGGAUCAGGCAAACGUUGCGGAUAUGGACAUACCAUCGGAGCUCUGUUUGGAGUUACUGAUGGCGGCGGAUUAUUUGGAUACCUAAGGUAUGUCUAUCAUUGACUUGGAUCUAAGCCCGCUAGAAUUCCAUACUAAUACAAUAAGCCGAAAAUUCAGAUGGAGUAUUGCAACUAAUUACGAUUCAUAUAUGUGUUCAUGGGAUCUGGUCUGGGCACGAUGGUUG